Molecule: messenger RNA, 3796 nt
Organism: Megalobrama amblycephala (Wuchang bream)
Lineage: Eukaryota; Metazoa; Chordata; Actinopteri; Cypriniformes; Xenocyprididae
Gene: rras2
Product: RAS related 2
Exons: 7
Coding region: 606-989 (127 amino acids)
Biological process (GO): signal transduction
Cellular component (GO): plasma membrane
Molecular function (GO): GTP binding; GTPase activity; GDP binding
Source: RefSeq, a predicted model, not a curated record
UGAACUGAUUAGCCCUAUCUUCCCCUCAUCUUGCAGCACAGGCAGGCAGUCAGUGCCUGGUAGCGAUUUAGACGAGGGCGUAUGGACUUGAGGCAGCAGUGAAUGCAUUUCCCACAGACUGUGGUCGUACUUUUCUCAUCUCGUACGGAUUACCACUGAGUUCACACAUCGCCUAAACGCCGUAUCGCAUUUUCCUGCUACAAUUCUCCAUCUGAAGGCCUGUCACAGAGUAAAGUGGCUCGGUGUGCGUGUGUUUAGACAGCGGAGCGAGAGCAGCAGUGUGUCCCCGAUGGCUGGCUGGAAGGACGGCUCAGUGCAGGAGAAAUAUCGUCUGGUGGUCGUCGGAGGUGGUGGCGUCGGAAAAUCAGCAUUAACUAUCCAGUUUAUCCAGCCCGAAUUUAAAUGAAGUCACUCUUUUCUGAUUUGCCUUGCUACUGAAAACACAGCUCUGCACUGGUUAGACUAGCAGUUUUGCAGAAGUGUCAUACUUCGUCACUGACUAUGACCCCACGAUUGAAGACUCCUACACAAAGCAGUGCGUGAUUGACGAGAGGCCUGCGCGGCUGGACAUCCUGGAUACAGCAGGACAGGAAGAGUUUGGAGCCAUGAGAGAACAAUACAUGAGGACAGGGGAGGGCUUCCUUCUCGUCUUCUCUGUCACUGACCGGGGAAGCUUUGAAGAGAUCUACAAGUUUCAACGACAGAUAUUGAGAGUGAAGGACAGGGAUGAGUUUCCUAUGAUUCUAGUGGGUAACAAAGCUGAUCUUGAGCAACAGAGACAAGUGACCCAGGAGGAGGGCCAGCAGCUUGCCCGACAACUCAAAGUCACAUACAUGGAGGCCUCAGCUAAGAUCCGUAUGAAUGUAGACCAGGCUUUCCACGAGCUGGUCCGAGUCAUAAGGAAGUUCCAGGAGCAAGAGUGCCCACCCUCGCCGGAGCCCACGCGCAAAGAGAAGGAUAAGAGCGGCUGCCAUUGUGUGAUUGUCUAAUUGGCCUCUCACUGCCGCCACUCACCCAGCUGCUGUCACCAGUCCCUGCCCCCCACCCUGCCUUCUGACAUCACGUCCUGUGCGGAUGAACUCGCUGCCUUUCUACAUGUGCAUGUCUUCAAAACAGCAGUAUCUCUCAUAGCCUUAUCAGGGGCAUUUGUGCCUCUAGGACUUCACUACUAGAAGAACCAAACUGACAAAAUCUUGACUGAACUCACCAUUCUACCUUCAACUAGAGUACUGACAUCAGUGUGACCUAGAAUAUGGUAAUUGUGCCCCCAACACUAAACAUCGCUUCUUACAAAUUUGCUAUAAAACACACACACAAUUCCUUUUUUUGUAUUUUGAAGGAUUUUUUUCUCUUGCCUUGUGACAUUUGUACUUUUGCUGAGAUCGAAAGACUAAACGAAACACCAUUGGGAUUGCAGACAACGUUUAGUCGCUGAUCUAGAGUGAGAUGAUGUUCUGAAGCUUUGUGUGUGUGUGUGUGUCGUGCCAUAUCUGUUUUUACUUCCAUGUGCUAAGCAGCGAUUGUACAUAAGUGAAGAUUUGUGUGAGUUGAGGCCACCUUUAUGAUGACAAAACUCUGUCGCAGAGUACCCUGUGUGAGGUUGAGCAGCUUGUUUUGACAUGAAUUAAAACAUUAAUGUACUCGCAGAUAUGUACAUAGCCUUUAACAUGCCAAUUUUGUCAGCAGUGAAGUCAGAUUCCCAACUUCUUUUUUGGUCGAGAUGCCUUUUUUUUUUUCUUUCUUUUUUUUGCAUUGUAAGACUUCUUGGCAUGUAUGGAUUUGAUUUUUCUGAAGGGAUAAUUCACCUAAAAAUGAAAAUUAAUUUACUCACCCUCAUGUCUUCCAAAGCUGUUACAAACCAACCCCCAGUUUCACAGACAAAGCUUAAGCCUAGUCCCAGACUAAAAUGCAUGUUUGAGCUGUUUGAACUGAAAUCAACUUGCACUGACAUAUCUUAAAAUAUGUCAGUGCCAUUGUUUUGUCUCAAGAUGCACACCAGUAAUGUUUUUUUUUUCUAAGGAACGUUUAUAAAAGCAACUUAAAUGUCUUAAUUGAACUAAGAUCUAAUCCUGGCUAAAUCUAAGCCCCGUUUGUGAAACCAGGCCCAAAAGUUUUUGUCUUCAGAACACAAUAUUUUUUUUUGUCCAUACAAUGAAUAGAGAUCUCCAAUUUUUUUACCCGAAAAGUAUUAUCCAAUUUAAUGCUUGAAAGCAAAUAAAUUAAGACAGCCAUAAAUAUUAGAAGUGUAUUUUUUUUCUGUUGUUAAAAUAAAAUUAUUAUUAUUAAAUAUAUUUUUUAUUUUACAGUACAGUAAUAUAUUUCCUGAAUAAUAAUAAUAAUAAUAAUAAUAAUAUUAUAUUCCCUUCUUUUUGUUCUUGGCUUAUUACAUGCUGGAAUAAAAGUCAAUGGUGUUUUAGGCCCCAUUGAUUUUCAUUAUUCGGACAAAAACAGUUAUGAUUUUUAUUAUUUGGAGAAAAACAGUUAAAACAUUUUAAAAAAUAUCUCCUUUUGUGUUUUGCAGAAGAAAAUAAGCUACAGAGAUUUGGAACGACAGGGGAAUUUUCAUCUUUGGUUGAACUAUCUAUAUUGUCAAAUGUAUUCUUCAUGUAGCCAGAUUGUUGAAGCCUUCUUGACUCUCAGCUCAGAUUUCUACAGACUAUCUUCAGACUCAGGUUGCUCCAUUUACAGUGUUUUCACAAUGUGCUGACGAUGUCCCCUCACUCAGUGCACAAUAGGUUGUCUGUUCUCUACUAGGUACCCCACCAAGUUCGAUGACACAGAGAAGUAGUCUCUGAAAUAAUUGUGUCUUUUUCUGGCCUUGCAUUUCAAUUCACUUUUAAACUGAUUUUGUCUUUCUUUUUUAUCAGUUUGGAAACAUUUAAGUGACUGAAACAGUGUGAAGACUCAAGGGGACAGUUGAACUGCUGACAUCACAGGCAUAUUUUAAUGUAUAUGAUCAGAGAAAAUCAAUUUUUUAUAUCAUACAGCAGACAUCCACAUUCCCUCAAGACUAUUUUUUUUUUUAAUACGGUUUGGUGUCCCUGUGACAUUCACGUUUAAAUCUGGUAUUUCUCAUCUGACAGGUGAUAAUUUGCUUGCUGGCUUCAUACUCCAAGGGUUCAUAUCACUAUUGCAUCAUGUCAAGUUUUAUUUUCGUCUUCCUUUUUUCCAGCGUGCAUUUCUGUAUGAGGGAUACAAACUGUUUUAGUUCUUGUGUUUUGUCAUCAUGUAAUAUAAGAAAAAAGAUGGAAGUGAUCUUCUGAAUGGACAUGAUUAAAUGUUUUUACUAUAUACUUUUAUACAUUAUUUUCUUAUCAGACUAGUUAACGAGUAUUUUUAUAUGUUUGUAAGUGAAAACGCUCUCGCGGCACAAAUGUGUAUAUGUAAAGAGGAGUAUUUAAUUAUCUUGUUUUUGUUUUUAACUGCAAAAAGGCCAAUGUAUGUUGAACUGUGGUCCUUUCCUGCUUUUGGUGGACUGAAGCAGAUAACCCACCCAAAUAGUCAUCCACCUCAUAGCCUAAAACGCAGUGCAACUUCAUCAGUGAUCACUGGGCCAAUGCUUCAAGGCGAUGCCCUUUUGUGAUGACUCAGGUUCAUAUCCUUCCCAAAACCUUGUCCGUUAUACCAGUUAUCAGCAAAAUGGAUCAACACGAAAGCUAGUAAGAACACAAGUGCAUGACUCUUCCUCUUCCCAGAGUCUGUGUACACCUAACCCAUACUGUGUUUUAUUUGUCACAUCUUUCCCUCCCCCUGUAUAGCCUCUGGUGCUAUAAUAAAAUCUAUGAUUUAUCUGUGA